UUACAGUCAGUCUUUUUGACCAACAAAAAAAAUAACAAAAAGAAAAUCAGAAAGGAAAACGCUUCACUUUCAAUGCCGUUGAAAUAAUCGAAUUAACCAUCUUCACACUCUCUGUAGCUCAGAUUUUUCAGAGCUGCAAUUCGCUAAAAAAAAUAAAUUUCUUCGCUUUUCAUUUUCAUUUUCUCGCGGGAAUUUUGGAUUCUCCAGAAAAAAGGAAAAGAAAGAGCUCUCGGAUUUUCUCUCUUCUCUCUUUUAUUUUUUCCCUUUUUGUAUUUUCUCUUUGCGUUAGGUUAUUUCUUUUCUUUUUCUUUUUCUUUUUUUUGUGGAAAUGAAGUCUUCAUUUGGUAAACUUCGAAGAUUUGCGCUUCACAAGAACGACAACAAGGAUAAAUUAGAUAUUUUAUCUUCUGCUCAUUUAGAUGAACUUGCUCAAGCAGCUCAGGAAAUGCAAGAUAUGAGAACUUGCUAUGAUAGCUUACUUUCUGCAGCUGCAGCAACGGCAAACAGUGCAUAUGGUAAAAAUGCUGUGUGCUAUAUUGUCAUAUCCAUUUUUAGAAUUCUCAGAGUCAUUGCAAGAAAUGGGCUCCUGUCUGCGGGAAAAAAGAGUGCUACCUGAUGAUGAAGAAAGCCGUAGAAUUUUGUUAAUGUUGGGGAACUUACAGUUUGAACUCCAGAAACUUGUGGAUAACUAUCGCUCGCAUAUAGUGCUGACAAUUACAAACCCAUCAGAGUCACUUCUCAAUGAGCUUAGGACUGUCGAGGAUAUGAAGCGGCAGUGUGAUGAGAAAAGAAGUGUCUAUGAGUACAUGGUGACACAGCAAAAGGAAAAAGGAAGGUCAAAAGGCGGGAAAGGUGAAACUUUCAGUUUGCAGCAAUUGCAAAUAGCUCAGGAAGAAUAUGAUGAAGUGGCAACCCUUUGUGUUUUCCGAUUGAAAUCUCUGAAGCAAGGGCAAUCCAGAAGUCUUCUAACACAAGCUGCUCGUCACCAUGCAGCACAGUUGAAUUUCUUUAAGAAAGGACUUAAAUCACUUGAGGCAAUUGAGCCUCACCUUAGGCAGGUUACAGAACAACAACACAUUGAUUAUGAGUUCUCUGGCCUUGAAGAUGAUGAUGAGGAAGAUGGUGAGAUUGCUUACGACCCAAACAAAGAAGGGGAAUUAAGUUUUGACUACAGAGCAAAUGAGAAAGGGGUUGAUGUUACUUCUGUGUCAUCAAUAGAGGAAGAUGAAGUAACUCUUUCUUUCCCCCAAACUUCUUACAUGGAAAAUGAAGAGGUAAAUCCAGAGAGAAACCAUGGGGAUAUUCAGGUCUCAAGUAGGGAGCAUAGAGUGGGUAGCCAUUCAGCUCCCAUAUUUCCUGAAAGGAAGCUUGAUCCUGCUGAAAGAGUAAAACAGAUGUUGCAGUCAUCUACAAGGAAGUCUAACACUUAUGUGCUUCCAACACCAAAUGACUCCAAGUCUGCAGUCCCUUCAAGAACAGUUAGCUCAUUUACCCACACAAGACCGACAAAUGUAGCUGGACGUCUGCAUAAUUUGUGGCAUUCUUCCCCACUAGAGUCUGGUGAUGGUCAACUAUCAGAAAAAUCUGAAUCAGUCCUGAAGGAGAGUAAUAAUAGUAAUACUUUUACACAACUACCCCCUCCUUUGUCUGAAGGACAAGUACCUGCCCAUCCUGAUAGUUCCACUGAAGCCAAAAGAAUAAAAAAGAAAGCUGCAGCCGGUCCAUUAACCAGUAAACAAGCAUCGUCAAGGCCUAUUCCUUCUGCUGAACUUCCCCAUAUAGCUUCAGCAGUAUUUUCUCAUUUGCCAGUUCCUCAACCAUUAUCACCUCCAAAAGUAUCCCCAAGUGCAUCACCUCCCCUUGUUUCUUCACCCAGAAUAAAUGAGCUUCAUGAGCUUCCGAGGCCCCCUCCUGUUAGUUCAGCUGCUAAACCUGCAAAACCUUCUGCCUCGGUUGGCCACUCUGCUCCACUAGUCUCAAGAAAUCAAGAGCAUUCUGCAAGUACUAUUCCUUCACUGGCAUCAAGUGGAGCUUCUCCUCUUCCAGCUCCACCUUCAGUUGUCCCUCGAAGUUUCUCUAUACCCUCUAGCAAUCAAAGAGCAAUGGCGAUUCACGUUUCCAGGCUUUUGGAGGCUCCACAAGUUCCAUCCCCUCCAUUGACGCCCCUUUCCAUUGUAAACAUCAAGCCACUACAAGAUGUUUCUGAAGUGCCAUCUCAUGGUGGCCAAAUGAGAGGUGGGAGCUGAGAAACCUGAAUCUGAUUCAUAUCCGCAUUUGUUGAAUUUUUCCGAAGUCUGGACAUCCAGAAAGUUGAAGUAGGGAUGGGCUGUAAAUUAAGACGUUAGUAAUAUGUUUGGUUUCACAUCUCAAUCUCUGUCAGCAAAUGAUGGGAACUGAAGGGCUGAAGAUUUGUGUAGCAUCAUCACGUAUAUUCUUCACAUCAGGAUUUCUUUAUUUUUUGUACAUUUUUACUUUGAUGUACGCAUCAAAAUUCAAAAGUUGAAAAGGGAUUUGGCGUUUGUAUUUGAUACGUUGCCACGACCAAGAUGUGAAAAGGAUUUUGCCCUGGUAAGUGGAAACUGGGAACUACUAGUGUUUGGAUUGUGUAUAUAGGUUUAGAAAUUAGAAUGUAAUGGACCCGAGCCAACUCAGUUGAUACAUAAAUGGCCAUUGCCAACUUCAAGCUUAGUUCA
Molecule: messenger RNA, 2693 nt
Organism: Gossypium raimondii (Peruvian cotton)
Lineage: Eukaryota; Viridiplantae; Streptophyta; Magnoliopsida; Malvales; Malvaceae
Exons: 11
Coding region: 468-2246 (592 amino acids)
Source: RefSeq, a predicted model, not a curated record